This is a messenger RNA of Pyricularia oryzae 70-15, 1521 nucleotides long. RefSeq lists its product as uncharacterized. NCBI's taxonomy places the organism in Eukaryota, Fungi, Ascomycota, Sordariomycetes, Magnaporthales, Pyriculariaceae. Gene Ontology annotation, molecular function: protein binding. The record is from RefSeq and is a predicted model, not a curated record. The coding region runs from base 1 to 1521 and encodes 506 amino acids. The transcript has a single exon.
AUGUUCAAACUGCUGGACCUCCCUCCGGAACUUGUCCACGAGAUUUUGGUCGCCGUGGCCAAGUCUCGCAGUAUCUCACGUGCACUGCACAUCAGGCUGGUCUCGCGUUUCUUCGCAUCGGCCAUGACCGAUGCUUUGUUUGCUUCUGGGCAGCUCGGCCUUGACGGACCCGAUUCCGGUCUUUUCGGCACUCAAAUCGACGAGGCUCCGAGGUUAGAGUUAUGGUCUCGCUACAUGAUCUACCUCGGUCUCUCGCGCAAUCGGCCAGGUCUAUGGAAGCUGCAAACCCUCCAUCGGGUCGCCAAGGCCAUCGUGCACCAUCCUAAAUCGCGGUUCGCCCAGGCCCGACUGGGAGGAGAAUCCAUGGAACGCGAGAGCCAAGUUAGAGACUACUUUACCCAGCUUUGCCGCCUGCCGUCCACCAUCCGUCAGCGCGGACUCCUCAGUAGCCAUAAAAACACAAACGGCUGGAACAAAGCGCGUGACUUGGCUAGCCCUAGGCCCCAUUUUUGCUCCAGCCUGAUUGCCGGCGCGGCCCAUCUCGACGAAUUCGACGUUGUACUAGAUCUGGUAGAAAGCUUCGACUGUGAUGACUGUGACUUGAACGAAGCCACUGCCACUGCCAUAUCCGAUGCCGCCUCCGCAGGCAACCUACGCAUGGUGUUGUUUCUACUAUCAAGCAAAGAUGGCCCUGAAAGAUAUCCACGGGGCAUAGAGUUGGCCAUUAUAGGCGCUGCCUGGGGUAACCAGCCCGAAAUCAUUGAGUGGGCUCUGUCUCAACUACCGCAGCCAGUCUCGCCGUCUGAGGAAAGAGAUCACUUCAACCGGAUGCAUCGAAUUCUUCUCGAUGCAAUGAGCCUAACCACUUGUCUCGAGUGUUUCCGACGCUGUUACGAAUACCAACCCAUUGUGCACGGUAGCUUCGGAUGUUGCCAUGCCCUCUCAAGAGGUGACAACAUCAUGGCCAAGGCAGCGGGACGUGGCGAUCUCGACAUGUGCGUUUACAUGAUGGCCUCGUGUCGUCGCAGUCCUAAUGGCCUGGUCAAAGGCGAAAAAGACCCCCAGAUAUUUCAAAAGUAUUUCCGAUCACCUUUGCGACACGCUGCACGGGCUGGGAGGAGCGAUGUCGUGGAGUUUCUUCUCUACUCUGGUGCCGAUCCCGUACAGCCAAGCAGGUUCUUCAUCUCGGGGGAUCUGCUCUCUUCGGAAGAACCCCAGUCUGUCUUCAACGCUGCCAUCCAGGGCGGCUCAGUGCGCUGCCUUGAGUUGAUCGUGGAAGCAUACAAUAAAAAGACGAGCCAGCUCAAACCAGGCCUGCUUGCUCACUUCUGGACCGGUGAGCUCAGCACAGGCUUCAUGCUUGCCGUACGCAGGGAGAACGAGGACAUGAUCCUGUUUCUGCUGCAAAUGUGCCACGACCUCGAUUUGAAGUCCUGGGAAGUUGCUGGAGACGCACUUACGGAGGCACACAACUUGGGCCUGGAGUCUAUGAUCGAGCUUCUCCAGAGCCCUCUGCUAUAA